Knipowitschia caucasica is the source of this 2919-nucleotide messenger RNA. Lineage: Eukaryota; Metazoa; Chordata; Actinopteri; Gobiiformes; Gobiidae. The record is from the annotation of a GenBank genome assembly.
AUGUGCAGCUUGCCUCCUCGGCGUUCACAGGACUCUAUUAAAAUGUCCCCUCUGUCAGAGUGCGAGGCGGAUGCAGUGCCCAGUGGUUACGGAUCCAAAGACUCUAUUCUCAAACCCGAGGAGAAGAAGAAGGACUGGAAAAGACGACGGCGAGGACAACUGAGUAACAACAGCUGGGAGCAAAACCCCAUCCCAUGUGCGGAGGCUGGAAGAGUGAAAGAGCAGCGUAGCUUUGGACUGGGCGGACGGACCACAAUGCGUUGCUCCACCCUCUUGGGCAUCCUGACCGGGGUACUAAUGUACCUGGUGAUGGGGGCGGUGGUGUUUCGGGCUCUGGAGGCUCCGCGUGAGGAGGGAAAGCACAACCAGCUUCAGAGGGUCCGUCGUGACUUCCUGCUGAACUUCACCUGUGUGGAAUAUGAGGACCUGCAAGAGUUCAUAGAGGAAGUGGUAGAGGCCAUUGGUGCUGGAGUGCAAGCCGGUAGUAAUUCAUCUUUUGUGAGUCAGUGGGAUCUCGCCAGUGCCUUCUUUUUCUGUGGAACAAUUAUCACUACUAUUGGGUUUGGAAACAUAUCCCCUAAAACCUAUGGAGGCCAGCUGUUCUGUAUUUUCUAUGCCUUGGUGGGAAUCCCUCUGUUCGGUUUCCUGCUCGCUGGAGUUGGGGACCAUCUGGGAACUGGCCUGAGGAAAGCUGUGCUUAAAAUUGAGACAAUCUUCUUGAAAUUCCGUGUGAGCGCCACUAUUGUAAGAAUCAUAUCUGCCGUUUUGUCCAUUCUGCUGGGAUGUCUACUCUUUGUGGCGGUGCCAAUCCUGGUUUUCCAAGAAGUGGAAGGAUGGUCUAUGCUUGAGUCAGCAUACUUUGUAGUUAUCACACUUACAACGGUCGGCUUUGGUGACUAUGUUGCAGGUGACUCUGGAUAUGCCGGUAGUGACCACUGGUACAAGCCACUGGUCUGGUUUUGGAUCCUCCUGGGCCUUGCUUACUUUGUAUCUAUCCUGGCUAUGAUUGGUAACUGGAUCAGAGUGCUGUCAAAGAAAACCCGGGCUGAGAUGGAGGAGCUUCGGGCCCAUGCCUCUGAUUGGACACAAAACAUCCAGAACAUGUCGGUGGACUUUAAGAUUCCUGGAAAGAUAGACGAUCCAUUCAAGCGCCGCAGGCGAAAGCGUCAUCAUGGAGGCCGAGGCCACCGUAGCCAGGGUCGCGACGUGUCAGGAACAGGUGACCAGAACGGGAACCAAGAAGGACAGGAGGAGAGUCAAUCAGAGUCUGAAUCAUACACUUCAUCUUCCGGUUCUGAUGAGGACUCGGAAUCAGGCUCAGAGUCAGGCUCCCAGACUACGCAAACAGACCAAGUGCCUGAAGAAAAGCCCACAAAACCCCCUGCUGAGCUGAUCAACCUGUCUCAGCCACUUGACUACUUUGGGGAGAACCUGGCUUUUAUUGACGAAUCCUCAGAUGCUCAGAGUGGAAAACUACACUUGGAUCCUUAUAUAGAUCCAGCACAACCCAAUGGUGCGACACUGCGAUGUUUCUGCGUGCACCAAUGUUUCUCAAAAAUUAUAGCAUUUGACAAGAAAAUCUUUGGACAAAGCUGUUAUCAACUUCCUACUACAGGUAUCAUGUCUUCCAGAGAGCGCCGACCUGAUGUGUACAUAAAGGCAGAGCCGAGCAGUCCAGAGGGAGGUGGAGGAGGGCGCAUCAGUCCUGGUGGAGCCUCCUCGGACUCAUCACAAAGUGGAGGUGGAGGAACCAGAGGAGACGGUGCUAAGCGUUACUCUCCACUCUACACGCCGGCUUUGCAUUGUCACUUUAAAGACGAAGGUGGUGAUGUAGCAGAAGAAGGUUCCACUGGAAAUGGGGCAGGCCGCUGCAAGUAUGCCCUGAGCACACUGCCCAAACGACUGUGCUUAGUUUGUGGUGAUGUGGCCUCUGGUUACCACUAUGGUGUGGCCUCAUGUGAAGCCUGCAAAGCCUUCUUCAAAAGAACUAUCCAAGGUAACAUCGAGUACAGUUGUCCUGCCUCAAAUGAGUGUGAAAUCACCAAAAGACGUAGAAAGGCGUGUCAGGCAUGUCGCUUCACCAAGUGCCUCAAAGUAGGCAUGUUAAAAGAGGGAGUACGCCUUGAUCGAGUGAGGGGUGGAAGACAGAAAUAUAAAAGACGACCAGAUGUGGAAAAUGCUUCUUACCAGAAUACCCCCUUACCCCUCUCAAAGGAGAGUGAAAAGGGUUCCUCCAACAUCAUUGUGUCCCAUCUGCUCGUGGCAGAACCAGAAAAAUUAUUUGCGAUGCCAGAUCCUCUGCAACCUGACACAGCUCAGCGUACACUAACCACUCUCUGUGACCUGGCUGACAGAGAACUGGUUGUCAUUAUUGGUUGGGCCAAACACAUUCCUGGCUUCCUGUCACUGUCCCUCGCAGACCAGAUGUCGGUGCUGCAGUCAGUUUGGCUGGAGGUGCUGGUUUUGGGCGUUGCGUAUCGUUCCCUGGGUUGUGAGGAUGAGGUAGUGUUUGCGGAGGACUUUGUCCUUGAUGAAGAGAUGUCACGAGCUGCGGGACUCACAGAGCUAAAUGCAGCAAUUAGUCAACUAUCCCGACGUUUCCGUGCCCUCAACUUGGACCGGGAGGAGUUUGUUAUGUUAAAAGCCCUAGCUCUCACCAACUCAGAUUCUGUUUACAUUGAGGACAUGGAAGCUGUACAGAAGCUGCGGGACCUACUCCACCAAGCUCUGCUGGAGCUUGAAUGUCAGCGGCGCCCAGAUGACCCCCAGCGGGCUGGACGUCUUCUUUUAACUUUGCCUCUAUUAAGACAAACUGCAGGUCGUGCUCUCACUACCUUCUACAGCAUUAAGACCCGAGGAGGGAUACCGAUGCACAAACUAUUCUUGGAAAUGCUGGAAGCCAUGAUGGACUCUCCUUAG